UAAGGGCUUUAGAGUCACCAAACACGCUCUGAAUCUUCUUCCUCCUCCAAUUUGCUUUCCGUGGGUAUGGCUAGGUUUCGAUAUUUCUCCUGUCUUAGAUCGACUAAUGGCGACACUGAAGAACCUUCGGAGAGAAAAGAUCGUUAUGGAACUGAAGAUGUUCCGGAAGACGAAGAUGAAUCUCGUAUUGAAUUAUACCAAGCAGAAAUUGAGUGUCAUGUCGCCAAAGCUCGUGUAUUCAAAUGAACAGAGCUGAUUGUCGCCACUGAUACGUUCAACCCAGGACAUGUUCUGGGUAAAGGAAGAUUAGGAUGCGUCUAUAAGGGUAUUCUCGAAGACGAACAGGAAGUUGCCGUGAAAAGAUUUGAUGCAAAGGAAGAAUUGUGUGCAGAGGUUCAAAUGCUCAGCUGCGUAGAGCAUCCUAACAUCGUCAAGAUGAUAGGUUACUGUGAUAAAGGGGAAGAUCAUAUUAUUGUGUAUGAAUUUAUGCCAUUACGAUCAUUGAAUCUUCAUUUACACGACCUUAAACCCGGCAAAAAGCCACUAGACUGGAAGACUAGGAUGAAGAUAGCAGAGGGUGUUGCCCAGGCUUUAGAAUAUUUGCAUUAUCAAAAGGAUCCUCCUGUAAUUUGUUGUAACUUGAAAGCAUCUGGUAUAUUACUCGAUGAAGAUUAUAAACCGAAGCUGUCAGAUUUCUGCAGUGCACAACUUGGUCUUACUUGGAAGUACUCCCCGGUUAAAUCAGGGAUAAUGCUAACAUUCGGUUAUGGUGCUCCAGAGUAUGCUUUGUGUGGCAAACUCACUUCCAAAUCUGAUAUAUAUAGUUUUGGUGUUGUUUUGCUUGAGUUGAUGUGUGGGCGGAAGGCAAUUGAUGGAACCAUAACUAAUUGGUCUGGAGAGCGCAAUAUCGUUUCAUGGGCACGUCCAUUUCUCAGUGAAAGUAAGUUCUUGCAACUUGCUGACCCACUCAUGAAAGGACAGUAUCCGUAUCGUGGACUUGUCCAAGCUCUUGGUCUUGCGAAAAUGUGUGUACAAGAAGAACCACGCAACAGACCUCUUACAGCAGAAGUUGUGACUACUCUCUCAAAUAUAGUUUCCCAGACUUACGAAGAAGCAUGUGGUACAUCCGAAGCCGAUCCAUUGACUUCGUCAACUAUGGUGCAUAGACCACUAGCCGUUGCAUAGGUAAAAACAAUGAUGCAAGACUGUUACGGUUGAUAAUUCAAACCCGACUUUCUUAUAAUAAAGUUAAUCUUUUAUUUGUCUAGACACAGUAAGCCGGGAUUUGUUGUUUAUCAGUACUUUUUAGUUUUUGACACAUUCAUAUCGAAAUGUUUAUCCUCAACAUUUUCAAACU
Messenger RNA from Papaver somniferum (opium poppy), 1357 nucleotides. Its product is annotated as probable serine/threonine-protein kinase PBL7. The coding region runs from base 400 to 1185 and encodes 261 amino acids. The record is from RefSeq and is a predicted model, not a curated record. Gene Ontology annotation, biological process: protein phosphorylation. The transcript has 5 exons. Gene Ontology annotation, molecular function: ATP binding; protein kinase activity. NCBI's taxonomy places the organism in Eukaryota, Viridiplantae, Streptophyta, Magnoliopsida, Ranunculales, Papaveraceae.